This is a messenger RNA of Drosophila eugracilis, 1212 nucleotides long. RefSeq lists its product as uncharacterized. NCBI's taxonomy places the organism in Eukaryota, Metazoa, Arthropoda, Insecta, Diptera, Drosophilidae. Bases 121 to 852 code for a protein of 243 amino acids. The transcript has a single exon. The record is from RefSeq and is a predicted model, not a curated record.
UGUCUUUUCAGGGCUGCUACGACGUAUCUGUCAGUCAGAGCUAUCGAUAGUUCAACCGCUUCACAGACAAUCAUCGAUAGCAGGCUCUCAAUUGAAGUUUUAAAAAUCAAGGCUCCCAAAAUGAUUUCGUUAAUUUUAUACAUAUUUAUAUUUUUUACUGCUGCAGCAGAGCCCAAUUUAAAAGUAGUUAAGUACAAGAACUCGGUUGACACCAUCGUGAAGGACCUCAUCGACAACUGGCAGUCGCCACUUGUUUACCUGAAAAGUCGCGGCUACCUGCCGAAAGAUCUGCAGGAUGCGCCGGAACUGGAUUUUCAGCAGCUGCAGGAGAACUUAGUCCCGGAAUUGUCGCUAAUCGAUUUAGUUGGAUUAAACAAAGAUUCUAAAAGGGAGAUAGAAACUAAAAACAAAGUUUUUACCGAUCAGCGGUCUGCCCGUUCUCCCCAAGGUCCCAAAGAAAUGGACUUAAAAAGGAUGUUUCACUCGCUGUUCUCCUCAAAUGACAAGUCUGCAUCCGAGGAGAUUAAAUCCAAACUGGGUGUAUCAUGGGAUAUGAAUGCUUUAAAAUCCUCUGCUCGAUUGGGAGCCAAGAAAUACCUCGAGAAGUUCAACAGCAAGCGAAAUCAGGGGUUAUCUCUUUUGACAAAUGAUGCUCCAUCUGUGAGUUUCUCUACCCUACCCCAUAACGUGGGAAAGAAAAGCAAAGAAUCCGUGGAAAAGCCUGUCUACAAUAAACCGAACUUCCUCAAAGGCGUGGCCAAGAUUCUGGGCAAUCCAGAGAUCAGGUAUAAGGAUUGGGACUCAAAACCCGCCCUGGAAAUGUUACCGAAAGCCACGGGCAAGGUGAAUUGAGACGUAAAGUUGUUAAUUAAAUGUUCUUGUAGUUAAGAAAUGGUUUAGCCAAAGCACAAUUAAUUAGUUGGGGGAGGGUAACCUGCUAAUGCCAGAAGCAGACGCGAUUGAGCCGCCGCAAAUUUGAUAUUCAUGGCUGUCUGGUUAAUCUCUGUCAUUAGCAGAUGAGAUUGAAACCCGUUUAGUGGGCCAGGCAGCUUUGGCGCAGUAUAAAAGGCCGCUGGCCAUUGUUUCAUAACAAGUAGCUGCUCUAAAAUGCUGAAAUACGUGAGUUCAAUGGAUUGAGAUCGAACUUUUGGAUAUAUUAGUUAUUAGGUAUUUGUCUUCAGACCCUUAUCCUUGCCCUGCUGGUGGUUUUGA